This is a messenger RNA of Annulohypoxylon truncatum, 2743 nucleotides long. RefSeq lists its product as uncharacterized. Bases 573 to 2453 code for a protein of 626 amino acids. The record is from RefSeq and is a predicted model, not a curated record. Lineage: Eukaryota; Fungi; Ascomycota; Sordariomycetes; Xylariales; Hypoxylaceae. The transcript is spliced from 5 exons.
AAUCAUAGUUGCCGGGGGUCAAAAGGGGGCGGCCCGUAUCUAUGAACUAGUUGGCCAAGGCCUACUCUAUUGCAGCCUCAUGCAUAUACAUAAUCAUAUAACGUCAGCCCUUGGUGAUGAAUUCUCUAAUUUCCCAAUUACCUACCACCAUCUCAACAGACCAUUCUCAUCGAAGAUGGGCACAUACCUGGUUGCAGCUACACUUGCUUUUCGAUUCCAUGUAGCUAGUGGGGUUUCUACGCAUGACGAUCAUUUUGGUGGCUUCAAGGGAGCACAUUCACCAACUCAUCUACAGCUCUAUAGACAUGGCUUGCAGAGGAUCUACAUUUCAAUAUUCCGAGACAUGAGCAUUCGUGAGACAUCUCCUACUAUCUUAGCUUUCCAAUAGUUGAAUUCCGAGGGCAUAUCACCACACCUUCGUGCAGAUAUAUCGCAUCUAGCCGUCUACAAAGAUGUACGUACAUUGGACAGCCACUUUAGAAUAUUUUCGUUAUACAUAGCCGAAGUGCUCUUGGUGUCGCGUAAGCGUAGCGUUGAGCUCGGCAGUGUUACCCCCCGCGCAUACUGCACAGAUGGACAAGUUUCACCUAUCACCCGAAGCCCGGCAUGCGCCAGAUCGCGAAGACACAAAAGGGCGUACGGCCUCAUCUCGCCAAAGCGUCGACGAUGCUGAACAUCCGCACGCGUGGGCCAACAUGAAUCCAACAAGUGUUCACCGGGCUCCACGGAAGCUCGUGCUGUGUUUCGACGGAACUGGUAAUAAAUUUAGAGGGGACGAUAGCGACAGCAACAUAUUGAAAAUCUUCAGGUGUCUGGAUCGCGAGGCUGGUGAUCAGUUUCACUACUAUCAACCGGGAAUAGGGACAUACGUCGUCUCUAACUCGUUAUCUCAUACAAGCCUAAGUGCUAGAGUCCGAUCAUGGUACCUCAAGGCUAAGGACUCCGCCGUAGGGUCGAGUUUCGACCAUCAUGUUGUCGGUGGUUAUCGGUUUCUCAUGCGUUUCUAUCAGCCGGGUGACGAGAUAUAUUUUUUUGGUUUCUCUCGUGGAGCUUAUGUGGCGCGUUUCCUAGCCGAGAUGCUUGAUUACAUCGGGUUGCUUUCUCAUGGCAACGAGGAAAUGGUCACAUUCGCUUGGAAAGCCUUCUCAUCAUGGCAGAGUCGUCAAGCCGGGCAAGAUGAAGAGCAUCAAGCUAAGCGACGUGAGAUGUAUCGUUUCAUGAAAGGUUUUCGAGAGACGUUCAGCCGUCCUGUGAAAAGGAUUCGAUUUCUGGGAUUGUUCGACACCGUCAACUCUGUGCCUCGAUUUGAGACUGCGUGGAUGCAAAGAUCAAAAAUGCCGUAUACAGCGCGAAGUAGUGCUAAGGUCAUCCGACAUUGCGUGUCUAUAGAUGAACGGCGAGCCAAGUUCAGACAGGAUCUCAUCUACCAAGGAGCUAACAAGGGUCGAGGACACCGACACUUGCACGAAAUUGUCCACGAGAAAUAUCGCGCAAAGCGAAGCGCCGCCGUGGCGUCCAACUCCAACGUCAAGCUAGAGAGAGGGCGCCGUGAAACUUUGGCACCCCCUGAGGAACGCGCAUUCCGGCCCCACUCACGGUCCAGAUCUCGGACGACAAAGAAUUCUGUUGAUUUAACGAGCCAACCGGGGGAUGACCAUUCUCGCGUCAUAGAUGACGCUGAAGAGUCGGAUGAUGAUGAGCAGGAUAUCGAUGAAAUCUGGUUUGCCGGUGGCCACGGAGACGUCGGGGGAGGAUGGGAGAUCACUUUGGACAGCAAGUCUACAAGUCAUGUUCCCUUAACCUACAUGAUUCGCGAAGCCCAAAGAGCAGGCCUCAACUUUGAUCCUGAGAAACUGAUCGAAAUGGGAGUCACUGACGUAUUCGACGACCCUGACACCAAUAACAAUCGUGCUGACGGCCCUGUUCCUAAUAUUCGCAUCGACGAGUCGAGCCCACCACUGGAAAAUGCUUCAACUCGGGCUGAACCAAUAGAUUGGAAUCACUUCAAUUACACUGGCGAGGAAGAGAAGACUGAGCUGCGACCUUUCCAUCAUAUGCUCCAAAAGGCCCACCUGGCGAGGAUCCAUGAUUCUUUGGAAUUUUCGUCGGGUUUAAGCAAAGGCCAAGUACUCAGCUGGAAGAUAAUGGAGUAUAUGCCUUUCAGGCGAAUGGAUCUGCAGCCCGAUGGGUCGUGGAAACCCAUCCGCUGGCCGCUGCCAUGCGGUGAGGUGCGCGAUAUUCCUCACACUGCCAGGGUCCACGGCUCAGUGAUUCGACGGAUGAAGGAGGACAAGACUUACCGCCCCGGAAACUUAAUCAUCGGUGGCGGCGGACGCGGAAUGCGUAGAGCCCCAGAUGAGUUUGGUAUCGGGGAGUGGGAGUGUGUUCAAGACCGAGAUGAUCCCGUAGGGGAGGUUUGGGUGAAGAAGAUGCCCGCCCAGGAUGGGGCUUGAAAGUCCAAAAUUUUCUACUACAAUCCAAACGAAUAACGUAACUUCGCCUGGACUCGCAAAAGAGUGGCUUGAAACUACAAGUUUGUUAGUAACCCGAGAAUAUGAUGUUCAAUUAAUUUGAACAAUAGGUACCUAGGUAUUCCAAAAAUAGUUGAGUUGCUAGAAUUCCUAGCCUACUAGUCACUUACCCCUAUUUAUGGUUACUGGUUUUAAAAUAGUUGUCAAUUACGAACCUCUACCACGGAUUCGUAUACAUCGUGAUUUUGCUACGAUCAACUUAAAUAUACCCU